This is a messenger RNA of Penicillium lagena, 582 nucleotides long. RefSeq lists its product as uncharacterized. The record is from RefSeq and is a predicted model, not a curated record. The transcript is spliced from 2 exons. The coding region runs from base 1 to 582 and encodes 193 amino acids. Lineage: Eukaryota; Fungi; Ascomycota; Eurotiomycetes; Eurotiales; Aspergillaceae.
AUGAAUUCGAGCUGUGAUGCAAUGGAGCUUAAUAAUAAAUUCAUUGAGUGUGAUGUGGAGACACGGUGGAAUUCUACCUUUCGAAUCCUUGAUGAUGGAAUCAAUGCUCAGCGUCAGAUUAAUCGAUUUUGCUCUGUACAAGGUGAAAUUCCUCCCUUUACCAAUGUAGAAUGGGAAUGGCUUGGUCAGGUUCAUAGGGCUCUCAAAACCUUUAAUGACUUGACGAACUCAGUAUCUAUAUCAAAGCCACAAAUCACUCCAACUAUCCCAAUUUACUAUGCGCUUCAUGAUCUUUUAGAAGAUACAGUCUUAGUGGGAUAUAAUAAUGAUAUUACAAAUGCAAUGAGGGCAAGCAUGAAGAAGUACCAAAAGUACUCUGACUCUAUGGAUAACUCAGAGGCAUAUUAUACAGCCUUAAUCCUUGAUCCCGAGGUCAAAGGUGGCCUCAUACUUCAUGAGAUAGAGGAUCAAGAAGCUUCCUGGAUGACCAUGCGAGAGACUCGUCGAAUGCUGCAUGAGCGAUAUCCACUACAGUCGAUUCCCCAGUCGAUUCCCCAGUCGACUCCCCAGUCGACUCCCUAG